Molecule: messenger RNA, 1053 nt
Organism: Labrus bergylta (ballan wrasse)
Lineage: Eukaryota; Metazoa; Chordata; Actinopteri; Labriformes; Labridae
Source: RefSeq, a predicted model, not a curated record
CCUCAGGAGGAGACAAAUAACUAAUCAAUAAAAAAUGUAAUGUUGAUAAAAACACUUUUACCUGAUUAAGUCUAAAAUGAAAGAGAAGCUCCACAAAUGAAGGACACACUUUAGAAAAGUUUCUAUUGCUCUGUUGCAUAUUCCUGCUAAAGAUGUCAGAAAUUACAAAAAGUUCAAGGCACACACUGUUCAGACAUCAAGAUGUCCAUGAGCAAUAUGUCUUAGUGUUUCUGCCUCCCUUUUUGUUAGCAUUUUAAACAUCUGAUAACUGAAAUCAGUGUUUGUGUCAAAGUAACAGUGGCUCUGUAUCCUAUGUCUAGUUUUAAAUGUUUACAUGAAUUUGAGCUGAAGUGCUCAUCAAUAGUAAAGUCUAUGAAUACAAAAACUUCUCUGUGCGUGUUGUACCCAUCCUACAGUCGGAUGGUAGUGGUACCAUCUUUUCUUCUUCUAAUGGAGCUACUGUAUCUCAUUCAGGUUUGGUCUCACAAAGAGUACCCUCUGAUCCCUGUGGGCAAACUGGUGCUCAAUAGGAACCCAAUGAACUACUUUGCUGAGGUGGAGCAACUCGCCUUCGAUCCCAGCAACAUGCCACCAGGUAUCGAGGCCAGCCCAGACAAGAUGCUGCAGGGCCGUCUCUUCUCCUACCCAGACACGCAUCGACACCGGCUGGGAGCUAACUACCUGCAGCUCCCUGUCAACUGUCCAUUCAGGACCCGUGUGACCAACUACCAGCGCGAUGGUCCGAUGUGCAUGUUUGACAACCAAGGUGGAGCCCCAAACUACUAUCCCAACAGCUUCAGUGCUCCUGACACCCAGCCUCAGUUUGUGGAGUCCAACUUCAAGGUGUCUCCAGAUGUGAGCCGUUACAACAGUAGAGAUGAGGACAAUGUCGCACAGGUGAAGAAAACAUCCCGAUAUUACAAGCACCAGCCGGUUUACACAAACCGAUUUCACCACCAGGAUGGUUCUUCUUCUCUCCUAAUUUCCUGUAACCAGGAUCGUGACAAGGCUAGAGAUGAUUGGCUUUAUUUUGAAGCUAUCCUGUCUGUAUGA